This is a messenger RNA of Salvelinus namaycush (lake trout), 1839 nucleotides long. RefSeq names its product homocysteine-responsive endoplasmic reticulum-resident ubiquitin-like domain member 1 protein. The transcript is spliced from 8 exons. Gene Ontology annotation, cellular component: endoplasmic reticulum membrane. Bases 215 to 1432 code for a protein of 405 amino acids. Lineage: Eukaryota; Metazoa; Chordata; Actinopteri; Salmoniformes; Salmonidae. Gene Ontology annotation, biological process: ubiquitin-dependent protein catabolic process; endoplasmic reticulum unfolded protein response; negative regulation of endoplasmic reticulum stress-induced intrinsic apoptotic signaling pathway. Gene Ontology annotation, molecular function: transmembrane transporter binding. The record is from RefSeq and is a predicted model, not a curated record.
ACACUCCUUUUCACGCGACGGGCUAUGUCAACUACUUCCUCAUUUCAACUAAAAAGUUUUCGGGUGAAGAAAUUGAUUGCUACUUUGUAUCUCUGACAUUUCAGAUGAUCAGAUACUGUAGUUACUCACUCCGUUGAUAUUAUUACUUGAUAGCUAAGAGGCUACAUUGUAGCUACUACUUAAUCGCGCUGGGAGAGAUCACAAGAAAAUAAACAUGGACAAUACUGGUUUUCCUAGACAAAAAACAAUUAAGCUUGUGAUAAAAACACCGAAUCAAGCCCACGGGGAUCAAACGAUUGAAGGAGUUGACAUGGAUUGGACAGUGAAAGAGUUUAAGACACAUUUGUCGAGAAUGUACCCAAACAACCCGGCUGAAAGUGAUCAGAGACUAAUUUACUCUGGCAAGCUGCUCCCAGACCACCUGCAUGUAAGAGAUAUUUUCAGAAAGACGGACCUAACACCCACUGUGCACCUGGUGUGUGCAGUAAGGACUCAGCCUAUAGGUCCGCUAGGAGCAAGACCAAAGGUCAGGGAAUCAGAGCAGCAAGAGGCACAAACAUCGGCCAUGCCUACCGGUCAGAACCCAGAGGGUGCCUCCCCAGCCCCAUCUGUGCCCACUGAACCAGAACUGAGACAGCGCAGGCCCCCUGCCCCCUCUCACACCCCACCAGCAGCUGCAUGGCCUGGCACUACAACGCUAGUGGCAGCAGAGAUGACAAACCCAACCUUCCCCACUUAUUCCCUCUACAGCCCUCAACAGCUUCUCUGGCUGCAGCACAUGUAUGCUCGCCAGUACUACAUGCAGUACCAUGCAGCCUACGCAGCAGCAGCAGCCUCUGCCCCCUUUGCCCCAGCCGCCGGCCCAUCCCUGCCUGUCGCACCCCACCAAGCCGCUAUCCCAGCAGCCCUGCCAGCCAAUCAGAAUGCACAGGAUGCUGCCUUCAUCAACCCGGGAGCAGCCAAUCAGAACCUGCGGAUGAACGCCCAGGGCGGACCUGUGAUGGAGGAUGAGGAGGAUAUCGAUCGGGAUUGGCUUGACUGGGUGUACACGGCUGCACGUCUGGGUGUCUUCCUCAGCAUCGUCUACUUCUACUCCAGCCUGAGCCGCUUUGUCCUGGUCAUGAGCAGCCUUCUCCUUAUGUACCUGCACACAGCAGGCUGGUUCCCCUUCAGGAGAAGGCCCCUGGUCAGAGGUCCAAACAACCAGGUCCCCGAGGUUAUCCAGAACCACCAGGACAGGAACCCAGUUCCACCUACGGAGGACCCUGCAGGAGAAGAGGGGGCCGGGGCGGAGGCUGAGGUUGAUGAACCACACCCCCUGACUGCAGUGCUGGUGCCUCCACACAGGGUGUCCAUCGUUUGGACUGCCUGGAUCUUUUUCAAAGCCUUCUUUGCCUCCCUCGUCCCAGAGGCCCUAGCAGUGGCUAACUGAAUUAUCAUCUUUUCCAGCAGGGGGCACACUGGUGCUGAAUUUAACCUGAGUAUUAGACAUGCCUCUCUGUCACGGGAAGUCCUCCCUCUUUGGACUUCUGGAUAGUAGAUGCCUGGACAUUUUGUGAGAAAUCCUGAAUGAUUUAGGGCUUCAAUGCAUACAAAUCCCUGCCUGUAGUCUGUUGUGUGUGUUUAGGGAUAUGGUGGUUCAUUCGGCACUUCCUGCCUUAUGAUAGUGACCAAAUGGUUGUAUAUGCAGUAUAGUACAUACACUUCUCGCUGCCAAAUGGUUGUAUAUACUGUAAAUGAGUAUUGGAACUAAAAAUGUAAAUAUUAUUCUAUUGUCUGUGUAACAGGGUUGGUUAUGUUUCCACUUGACACUGCAGAAACCUGUAUUUUGUUUGUGUA